AUGAACUUGAAGGGCAGACGACCGAAAGUGGCUCGGAACUCACCGAUCGGAGCUUCAAAUUCUGUAGUCAUUUGGAGGCUCCCCCAUAUCCGCACUCUCGUGCUGCGCCAAACCUUGGUCCAUUGGGUCGGAAAACGAGAAAUCAGGACGAGAUUGAACUUGUAUUUCUCCAGAAACCACAAGAUGCCUCCCCGCCUCAAUAAACGGCAGCAGCGAGAACUUGAGGAACUCGAAGCACUUGCAUCCACGAAGCCACCGGUGCCAGUUGACGCGUCUAGUGAGGAGGAAGAUGCACCAGGUCCCAGUUAUAGUCGAGGGGGUGGUGGUUUUUCAAGUUUGCUUCCAGACGAUGUCAACGGGUCGGAAGAGGAAGAGGAGGUGAAGGCGACGAAGUCCAAGAAGUCAAAGAAAAAGAAGAAAAAGACCACCGAACCGAAUACAGCAAGCCCGCCACCAGCCAUGAAGGAGGCGCCGAAAUCCACGCGAACAAGUACACCAUCUACUCCAGCGAAGAACGAAAAGAGAGCUCUGAAAAAAGCCAAAGCGAAGGAGCGCAAGGCUGCCAAUGAGGAGUUGGAUCAGGCUCUAGCAGAGCUAUCGAUUCAAUACCCUGCGUCCCAGAAAAUCUCACACAGCGCAAGUGGAAAGCAGUCGCUGGCCGCUCUUUUAUCCGUAUCUCUACAGAAUCUGGACGCAGAGGCCGAGAUGCGCAGAUUCUUCGGUUCGAAAGUCGUCCAAGCCACCAAAGCUGAAUCUUCGUCAAGUCGGAAGAAGGCACCUGCCGUUCGGUCAAAUCUGACUCGGCCACAAGCUACCUGGUGGGCAGCGAAAGGGCGAGAAGGUCUCUCACUGCGAUCGCUAACGCCAGAGGAGGAAGUAGCCAAACUUACUCGCCAGUCAUGGGAGCCUCUCCAAGAGAAGUGGUGGACGAUCGAGUACAGCAAGAAGUACAAGAGCAUGACGAAGGCAUUUAUGCAGACUGUCCUGUCCGGAGAUCCACAGGGAUUUUGGGAUCUACUUGGUACUCUGCCAUGGCAUGCCGAUACACUCCUCCAGAUCUCGGAAGUAUAUAGACAUCGAGAAGAACAUGCUCAGGCUGUCGAUUUCAUCGAUAGAGCCAUGUUUACCUACGAGCGAGCUCUCAUUGGUGCUUUCACUUUCACAAGCGGUCUCAAUCGACUUGACUUUGACCGUGUCGAGAACCGGCCAUUCUUCCUCGCCGUCCAUCGUCAGGUCUCAGAUCUCCAACGCAGAGGAUGCGUGCGAACAGCAUUCGAAUUUGCCAGACUCAUGUACUCACUGGACCCAUGGAACGAUCCCCAUGGCGCAUUGUUCCAUCUGGACUUCGUGGCGAUCAAGUCGGGGAUGCACCAAUGGCUCCUUGAUGCGUACGAUAUAUCUGAAGAGCGUCGCAAGGAUCUCUCUGGGAAGCAGGAUGCUAGGGUGAAUCCUGUCCUUCUACCUGGUUGGGCAUUUGCUCGUGCGUUGUCUUUAAAGGUAGCAGAGGACGCGACGAAGGAAAAGGACCACACGAAGAGCACAGCAGCACUUAAACAAGCCGCUCAUGAUUUUCCCUCGAUUGUCCCCCUGCUGGCCGACAAACUUGAUUCCACGUUACCUGCGAAUCUCCGUGCCCAUCGCGACUUCAGGAUAGAGACAGAAGCACUAUCUAUGUCACCUCCUGCAGGGGUCUUACACCUAUUGUCGCACCUCUACGUACAGCGUUCGGCGUCCGUCUGGAAGGACCAUGCCGCAUGGUUUACCACGACGAUAACGGAGGCGUUCUCGACCCUCCCGUCGUCCUUACCUACCACCGAGCGUCGGAAUGCAUUUCUCACGCAGUACCAAAACCUUAAUCUGCGAUACUCGGUGUAUCGGCAUGUCAUGGUUCUGGAAACGUCUUACCGCCGCCUGUUCUCGUUCAUCCCGCGGCAAGUCCUACAGGCCAAAUCACUCUCGUGUGAUCCUCUUCCACCGCUAACGUCGAUUAGUCAAUAUGACCAGGAGUUUUUCCAGGCCAUAGAUGAUAUUUAUUCGCCCCGGAUGAGGAGUAGGAGGCAGCGCGAGCUCGACGAGCGGCGGCUUGCACAGCUCCUGCCGGAUGCGGCGUUCCGGCAGCAGCUCCAGGCAUUCUUUGAAGGCAACCCACGGCUGCAAGAGCGCUUCCCCGGAGGCAUCUUCCAGUUCGCGCAGCUAGUGGGCCAGCUUCCGCCGGACGUCCUCGAGGACAUGAUGCUCAUUGAGGCUAUGGAUGGGCCGCCUGGAGAAGGGCCUCCAGGAGCGAUGCCUGGUGGAUUGGAUAAUAUGCAAGAGGAUGAUGGCAACUUCGUGGAAGUCAAUUUCAAUCCGGGCGCGAUUGAGAGAGUGCCGAUACCUGUUCCCCCUCUUGCCCGAGUCCAAGAUAGUGAUGAGGAAGAUCUCGAAGACGAAGAUGAGGAGGAAGAGGAAGAAGAGGAAGACAUUUCUCCUAUGCCCCGCCUGUUGCGGAACAUUCUUGGAAGACUCUGGGGAAGAAAUGCGGCAGCUGAGGAGUCUUCAUCCUCUGACGAAGAGCCUCCUCGAGAUGACAUGGGAGUCGAUUAA
Molecule: messenger RNA, 2583 nt
Organism: Cyclocybe aegerita
Lineage: Eukaryota; Fungi; Basidiomycota; Agaricomycetes; Agaricales; Hemipholiotaceae
Source: the annotation of a GenBank genome assembly